UUAGACGGUGCUGCUAAUGGUUGGGACGUAAACGAAAUGUUUCGUAAAAAUGAACAAGACUAUGGAGUUCAAACGACAUUUGAGCCUUCCUUGGUUGGUUACACUUUACAACUUCAACGUAAGGAUACAAAGGAUUAUAAGGAACAAGAGCAAAAAGCUACCGAGAUAGCAAACGAGAUCGAAUCUCAACCAAACCACAAAGCUAGAUUAGAAUUAGAAAAUGGUGAUGAAGAGGAAAGAUUUGCAGCUGUGACGAGACCUGCUGAAGGAAAAUAUAUUCCGCCACCGUUAAAAAAGAAAAAUGGCAACACUAAUAAACUGAUGAGAUCCAAUGAGCCUCCAUCUUCACCAGGAACCACAAAUAAUAAGAAUGUCUACAGUCAACCACCUCCGUCCACGGUUAAUGUAAAUGUCUCACAGCAGAGUAUGCCAGUUGGGGUACAAGCUGCUCAUACUUCGGUGCAACAUCCAGUAUCCUUAAAUAUGAACAUGCCGCCCAACGGAGUGGUUGUCACAUACAAUAAUCCACCGCCGCCAUUUGUGCCUCCACCGACGACGCAGUCGCAACAAGUGAUCCAACAGAAUCAACCGCAAGUUACCCCUUCGAUUACGCAAGUAGGCUUUUCGCCGCAAUCAUCGCUACAACAACAACACUCACCACAACAACCGCAACAACAGACACCUCCAAAUAAAAUAAAUACAGAGAAACGUGAGCGACCUGGUAGACAACAGGUUUAUCAAGUUGAUAAAGCACCACCAGCGCCAUUUUCUCAAUCAAACGUUGCAACUUCUCAUCAACAGCAACAGUCUUCACAUCAGCAACAUACGUCAAUGUCGCAACAAAAUUCUGUAGAAGGGCAAAUAGUAAUACACAAGUCAGACCAUAGAAAGGUCCCAACAUCACGUGGAAGAGAAGAACAGCAUUCGGAACUAAGACAAUUCGCUGCGGAAUUCAAAUUGUCAGAAUCGCAAGGACCUCCAGAUACAUCUCAAAUUUCCAGAAAACAUCAACAUCAACAAGAUGUGCAUUCCGCUACUUCGAUAAAUCAGCCACAUCAUCAAGGUUCUCAUCAACAUACAAGUCCACAGCAGCAAUCGCAGCAACAGUCAUCUACGCAGCAACACACUAGUCCUCAUCAAAAUCCCAUAGAAUUAUUUAAAGAUUUGCCUACAUAUCUACGAGAUGCGAACUUUCUCUACAAGAAAGAAAAGAGAUUUAUCUUUUAG
Messenger RNA from Pogonomyrmex barbatus (red harvester ant), 1227 nucleotides. RefSeq lists its product as uncharacterized. Gene Ontology annotation, biological process: cytoplasmic stress granule assembly. The record is from RefSeq and is a predicted model, not a curated record. Gene Ontology annotation, cellular component: cytoplasmic stress granule. NCBI's taxonomy places the organism in Eukaryota, Metazoa, Arthropoda, Insecta, Hymenoptera, Formicidae. Gene Ontology annotation, molecular function: mRNA binding.